Molecule: messenger RNA, 394 nt
Organism: Polistes dominula (European paper wasp)
Lineage: Eukaryota; Metazoa; Arthropoda; Insecta; Hymenoptera; Vespidae
Product: PAT complex subunit Asterix
Biological process (GO): protein insertion into ER membrane
Cellular component (GO): endoplasmic reticulum membrane
Molecular function (GO): protein folding chaperone
Source: RefSeq, a predicted model, not a curated record
AUUAUCUUUUUCAUUUAAUUGUGAAUAUCAUAUAUUUAUAAUGAACAGUUUGUCAGAUCCACGACGUCCCGAAAAGGAAAUUCGCUAUAAACCAACGGUUUCAAGUAAUCAAGCACAACCAGGGGAUGAUUCUAUACCAGAUUAUAUAAAUAUUCUCGGAAUUAUCUUCAGUAUGUGCGGUUUAAUGAUGAGAUUGAAAUGGUGCGCUUGGCUAGCUCUUUAUUGUUCUUGUAUUAGUUUUGCCAAUUCUAGAGUCAGUGAUGGUACUAAACAUAUCCUUAGCAAUUUCAUGUUAUCAAUAUCUGCUGUUGUAAUGUCUUAUUUGCAAAAUCCACAACCUAUGACACCUCCAUGGGCAACAGCGAUACAAUAAAAUACUAGCUAUUAUUAGGAA